Messenger RNA from Fusarium venenatum, 540 nucleotides. The record is from RefSeq and is a predicted model, not a curated record. NCBI's taxonomy places the organism in Eukaryota, Fungi, Ascomycota, Sordariomycetes, Hypocreales, Nectriaceae.
AUGUCUACCAAGGUUCACCCCCCGGCUGUUACUUCACCAUCUCAAACUGAACAAGAGCAGCAUAACAUAGAUCUUUGCAAAGAGUACAUGCGCAUCGCUUACUCGCCCACUGAAAACAAGGGCGCAUCGUCAGUUCAGCAUCUGUGCCACUCAGACAGCUGGUUCUGGGCACCUGCGACAUUCCCAGGCUGCGAGACGCCGAUGGACUAUGCAGACUCUCACUCAACAGUCAUGGCCAGCGUAGCUGACCUUGAGAUCAUCCGGUUCGAUCAAUCAUGGGCCAAAGAUGGACAUGUUCUGCUGAGAUACACAGCCCAGGGCAGUCAUUGCGGAGAGCCGUACAAUGGUAUCGAGAAGACCGGCAAACAUGCGCGGUGGUGUGCCGCAGCGAUAUUCGAAGUCGAGGAUGGAAAGAUUAGGAGCUUUACAAAGGACUGGGAUCAAAAGACCAUGCAGGCAAGGAGUCCGUUUUAUCAAGUCCACCAUGGUACUAACCUGUAUUCAGAUUCAGCUCGGAUGGGCGCCUGUACAACAGAGUGA